AUGUUUGUCAGAUUACACAGUCAACUCCGCUGUUGCCUAGUCGUUGUUUUAAUCUUUUUGACCUUACAAUUUGCAGUUAUUAUAUUCCAGCAGCGUCAUAGAGUCUUUAAUGAAUCCGCGGCCGCUGGAUUGUUUUUUCAUCAAGAGCAGUUGAACUUGUGCAAUAAAUUUAUUGAGCGUACGCCCGAUCGACCCGAUUCAUUCUUCCAAUACAAUCGUCAGCUGAGUGACAAAAUUAAUGCAGUGCGUGAGCUACCAAUAACGCGUCAUGAGAGUUGUAACACUCGUAGAUAUUCACUGCCUCACUACUCGCGCGCCAAGUUGAGCGUUGUUAUAAGUUUCUAUAAUGAGGCACGUUCGAUGCUACUGCGCACGAUCUUAACGCUGAUCAACCGUACUUCAGAGGAUUAUCUACACGAGCUCAUCAUCAUAGACGACUGCAGUGAAGAUGUUGGUCUGCUGGACAAUCUAAAACAAUUAAUGCGAAAUUUAUUCACAACAAAAAGUCGACUCACUCUUAUCCUCAAACGCAACCAACAUCGCAAAGGUCUGAUUUGGUCGCGAAAUGAGGGCGUCCGUGUGGCCAGCGGCAAUUAUUUGUUAUUUCUCGAUAGUCACUGUGAGGUCAACAAAGGCUGGCUAGAACCCCUGCUGGAGAGGCUGGCACUGAAUUCAAGCCUUGCGGUGAGCCCGCUGCUUGAUCCCAUUGAACCAGAGACCUUCAGCUAUCGAACCGGUAAUGUGCUGUUAAAAGGCGGUUUCGAUUGGAGUCUGCAUUUCCAUUGGCUGCCCCGAGUUCUGGCUGAGCUGGAGUCACCGGAAAUGCAGUAUACCAGUCCUGCUUUUGCAGGUGGUAUUUUGAUGAUCUCACGCGAGUGGUUUCUUAAGCUGCGCGGCUUCAAUCCAGAACUGCAGAUUUGGGGCGGUGAGUCCAUUGAGCUAGCUAUUAAAUUGUGGCUUUGCGGUGGACAAAUUGAGAUCGUGCCCUGCAGUCGAAUUGGACAUCUUUUCCGCCCGCGUCAUGCCUUUGAGUUUCCUCCUCAAUUUGACCAGAAGCUGGACAGUGCUCAGGCGACAUACUUGCGCAACUCAAAAAUCAUAGCCGAGUCCUGGCUGGACGAGUACAAAUAUUUGUUCUAUGCUCUUAAGCCGGCAGCCAAGCAAAUUCCUUUGAAUAUCCACGAAGCUCAGCUAUACGACCCUAUCCUGAUAAAAGAUGGACAUCAGUGCCAUCGAUUUGAUUGGUAUUUGCGGCAUGUGAGCCCGGAACUAAAAUUGCAGCACUGGAGUUUCAGCGCAUUGGGUACUUUACGCAAUAAGGGUCGCUGUCUACAUGUGGAAAGUACUUUUCCCAAACUGGAGCUGUUGCUAACAAGUUGCUUCCGCUUGAAAGUUUCGCAGUGGCAUCUGCAUCCCGAAACUGGACAGCUGAGCACAGAGUCGAAGCGGUGUCUGGGUGUUCGGAAUAUGAAGUCACCAGAGCGGCCGCAGCUAAUGCUGGAACCUUGUGUGACUGGUCAGGUUCCCUCGCAGCGUUGGCAGCGACGUGACACACAGCUGCUACAUGCUGAGACGCAUCUUUGCCUAGAUAAUCCCCUCAAGAAUCAGCUAGAGCUGAGCAGCUGCCGGCCGCAUGCUGCUUCCCAAUCAUUUCAAUUUGCAUUGGAAGUGGGAGCACAAGCAUAAGCAUUUCAAGUCAUAGUCUUAAUUCAAUUGUGCCUCUAUGGGAAGUUUGGCCUGCUGGCAACAAAUCAAAAUUCUCACAUUCUGUGCUAAUCUCUCUGAAAUGUUUCCGUUUCUGCAGUCGCCAUGUUUAUUAGUAAACGAAGUAGUAAAUAAUAACAAUACACGGAUAAGAACGGUAUAGUGAAUGCCCUGACUGUUAUGGCCUCUAUUUUUUUAGUCUCCACGCUUUAUUGUCACGCGCGACAACAUACAACGGAGCUGCAGUAAGUCCAAACUGCCAAACUGUAAAUGCUAUUUUUGAUGGCAAAUAUACAAACAAUUUAUAUAGUGCUAGAUUUCUAUUUGUCCUACAAAUCGUAAUCUGUUUAUCUAAAAAUCACCUUACUCAUUCAAAGUAAAAAAAUAUAAUAAGCAAGGCAGUUAAUUACAUAAAUAUUAUU
This is a messenger RNA of Drosophila grimshawi, 2126 nucleotides long. Its product is annotated as putative polypeptide N-acetylgalactosaminyltransferase 13. The transcript has 7 exons. Lineage: Eukaryota; Metazoa; Arthropoda; Insecta; Diptera; Drosophilidae. The record is from RefSeq and is a predicted model, not a curated record. Gene Ontology annotation, cellular component: Golgi apparatus. The coding region runs from base 1 to 1686 and encodes 561 amino acids.